Messenger RNA from Amoebophrya sp. A120, 4809 nucleotides. Lineage: Eukaryota; Dinophyceae; Syndiniales; Amoebophryaceae. The record is from the annotation of a GenBank genome assembly.
CGGUUUCGUCUCGUUGUGAAUUUUGCCAGCAUGUCGGUGUAGUUCCUUCUACUAGUAGUGCUAUGUUGGUUCUGUUGAAAACAGUGUUGGACAAGAAUGUUCUCGGUGCCCGCUUCUGUCGUGCCUUCAUUCGGUUCUUGUACUCUGAAGAUACAAAGCUUUCCCGACAGGCAGAUGGAUAUUUUACACACCAUGGCUCACAUCACGAAAAGCAGGCCCUGUCGGUAUCGUGCAUAGUGUUUUUUGCUCGAGUUGUUUUUAAAAUUUCCCGCUCCUCGGUUGAAAUCUUUAUACAACUUCUUUCACGACGAGUACUACUUCUAGAGGCAGCUCUUGGUCUUCGUUUUGACUCUUUUCACCCUCCAUUUGAUAUCGAUGUGGUGGCGAGCAGCAUGGUGCUUCAUAUCCUUGCAAAUGACCACCUCCUUGAGGAUGUAAGUACUUAACAUCAAAGAAAUAGCAGUUCUUGCAGGACCUACUUACCCUGAACAUACUGUUGCCCCCGUUCUUUUUCUUUUCUGUUUAGCUUUAGUAUUAGUGUUAUUUACGCGCGAAUAAAACGAAGUCUGGGGAAUCCUUUUUGAGUAUGGCGCGGGGUGAUAGUACUUUUUCCUCCCAACAUAAUUUUUCGACCGGUGAUCUCAACACUGGUCAUCCUCGCGGCCCACAGAUGGAAAAAGGUUCUGAACGGAAUAAACAGCAGAUGAAUCACCACGUCUACACCCAGUUCGUCCCGGAACUGGGCGGCACCUGUCUCUUCAACCGAUUUUCUGUCAAAAAAGGCGACGUUGUGCUGGAGGAGAAGCCCAUAUUGCUCACCUCCAACCACCCCCUACCCCCGAUUGCGGCCUUUGCCCCGAUCGGAAGGGAGCGCACGACGGUGGGACUGGUCGUCGGUCGUCCUGAGGAGGGAAUAAAUGGAUCAGGCUGUGCUUUUGCAGGGGAUGAAGAUGAACACAUAAAGUGUAAUGAAUACAAGAAGUCCACCUCGGAGCAUGAGCAGCUGCUCGGCAGCCCCACCGCCUGGCCGCAGGACACGUCGUUUGAUUCGCGGAACUAUGCAUUGCAAAUACCGAAGUUCUGGUUCUGAAAAGAACCUGUGAUGUUGAGUUGCGAAUGCUUGCAACACUUGCAAUGGCAGCCAGGCAUGGCAAGUUUUUGCAGCGCCUUUUGAUCAUGCCUAGCACGCAUUUUACCAGUCGCGUUCUUUAUUUCGCAUGACACAUGGAACGAUCUUCAGAUUUUCCAGGAAUUAGGCCAGACAUGCAUUUUUACAAGUUCCAGUUCCACCUGUAUUCCAGACCCACACACAAUAUUUGCAAAAAUGCAUAGUAACCUAAUCCCAUUGGCGCUCGAGUUCGUGGACGCAGAUCCGCAGACGCAGCGGUACGUCUUGGCAGAGGGAUAUCAAAUGCAAAUACGUCCCGGUCUGUUGGUUGCGUAUUCUGCACGGCAAAUGGCGUUUUAUUUGCAUGGCAGGCAAGAGGGGCUGUUCGUGCGUACGUUCGUGCGUACGCAUCACAAAGAACCUCAGACCAGAGUCAUGCCAGACACGCAUGACAAAUCUUGCAUUCAGCUUCCAGACACGGAUCGAUAUUUGCAAUGCAUAAGGGCUCGUACCAGGCGAUUUGCGAGCCGUCGAGUGUUGAAGAUCCUUCUUGCAAGAUAAAAUGUUUCGCGGAGCCGGGUCAGGGUCAGCACGGCGUGGAUCAUGAUACUCGUCCGAGCAGCUGCGACCGUGAUUUUGUCGUUGCAACUGACCACACGGAAGGAGUACUGGAGGAACAAGAAGAACUCAUGUUGGGUGCUGGUCGCGUAAGACCACAUGAUCUGGGUCGUCCUGAAGUAGAACAAAGUCCUCAGCCUCAGCUUCGUCAGGCUGGUCGUGGUCUCGUUCCAGAAAUGGCUGUGUUGAAGAUGAUGAAAACACAAACAGCGGGCUCAGCUACACUAGCGUCGUGGAGUGAGGAGGAAGGCAGUAGUACGAGGUCACCUUCUACUGCGUCUACUACCGCGACGACGAGCGUAGUUUCAGCGACGCCGUGCAACAGCAGUGCAACUAAAAGUACGAUCGAGGUGAACAAGAUGAAUUAUGAUCAGAUCAACCCAGUAGCGCGCUCCUGUGCCUUGGCAGCGGAGUAUGACGGGGAGAAAAAACGCUAUCAUUAUGGUAGUAUGUACUAGAGUUCUUCAUCUUUUUGCAAGGACAUAUUUUUACCACACCAAAAGAAAAGCAGCUUCCAGCGCAAGAACUAGGCCGCUGCUCUAUAAUGAAGGAAAAGGAGUUUUAUUAUGGUAAGAUUGCAUAAAGUUGAAGUUCAUUGGUGCAGCAUGGUAAGGAGGACAAAAGUACACCUGCGAAAAAUGCUGGCAAUUUUCCGCGUGAUACGGCGCAGCUCUGGCUUCGGGGGGCGCCCUGGACUACAGUAGGGGACGUCGAGUUAGUUGCAGAACCGACGACCACAUCCCCCGCGACGACCCCACACAGCUCGACUUCCAGCGAGGUGCGUCAGGAGUUGCACGAGUUGGGAGCAGAAAAUAGUAAACUUUUAGCCGGAGACUUAGAUGUUCAUUACACAAGGACGACCUCAAGUGACCGAACAACUACGUCAGAAGAUGGAAAUUCCGAUGGUCGUGCUGCAGCACCAGCAGGUCAUAUUGCACUUCUUGAUCCGCCCAACUUAAACGUUACUCCGCACGAAAUCCUCAGCAAACUACUUCGUGUCCUGGCGAUCAAUGCGCAUUCGUUCAACCAGGGCCAACAGGCCGCGCUGUUUGACCUGGGAACCAAGAUUGCGCACACCUGUCUGCACCCGAAUGUGGUAUACAGCUCCGACGCGGUAAAGACGGUUGGGAAAUGGACGGCUGUGCAAGAUUAUGCAUUGCAAAUAUGUAGAGGUAUGGGUCUGGAAAGUUGGGACUUGUGAUGCUGGCUUUGGACUCUAAAAAAAUUUAUGGCAUGAUGACCAGCAAGACCAAGAGGAGUUCAGUGUGUGCUACGCGGGGACGGCCAUUGUAAUGCGGAAUAGGCAGCAGGAAGCCCUGUACAAAUCUAUGAUGCUAGGGCAUGCAACAUUACAGACAUCCUUGGUCACGCCAAAUAUGCAUGACAAACAUGGCAAUGUUCCAGACCACCCAGACAUAUUUGCAGUUGAUAAAGAUAUUCCGCCUGACUCGCUCCUUCUUGCGUGCUACCUGCCACCGCACCUGACCUAUCAAAUACAAAAAUGUCUGGGUCUGGAAGAAUGCAACUUGUCAUGCUAAAUCUGCAGCAUGCAGAAAUCUGUGUUGCAUGAUUACCAAAAGUCGUCCAGUUUUGACCAAGUCGGGAGGGAGUUUCUCAUGCAGGAUAGGCCUUAGAAAGGUCUCGCAGAAUCUGUCAUGCUAGGUCCUGCAUUCCAGACCUCAUGGGUGGGUCAUGGAAAAGCAGCAUGACAAAUCGCGCACUCUUCCAGACCCAGACAUUUUUGCAUUUGAUAUGACCCACGUGUCCGCGAAACUGCGCCGGCGCAUAUCAGAGUGCACAACUCCCGCUCCCCCUCAUUUGUCAUGCAAAAUACCAAAUCCACCCUUUGCCUCUUGGCACUUUCCGCAUGACAAGUUCUGGAACCUCAAACAGUACUACAGUCCGAUGUGGAUUUGUCAUUCGAAACCUGCGCUCUUGCAGACGCUUGUGUUGCUGUUUGUGCAAUGCAAACGAGGGGGAGGGGGAGCUGUGCACUCUCAUAGCGCAUUCUGUACUCGCAGAAGGGAUUUGUUUGCCAGUGCACGGUCUGCAGGAGGGCGGAAGAAUUUUUUGAUCCGUUUAUUGUCGGUUGUAGUAGUUCUUGCGGAAAAAUAAAAGCAAGCUGUCUAACUUCAACGGCUUGUUCGGGCGAAAGGAUCGAUGACAGCCUGGUCGUGACAACAAGCGCUUCCACGGGUAGAAGUUCCUGCACCGAACUGGCAGCCAAGACUGCAACUGAAGAAGAGGCUCUUACCAAUGCUAUCCUGUGUGAAAAAUGAAAUUGACUUUUAUGUGCUAUUCAGGUCCACGACAUCAUGCUACGCCCAUUACGGCCUACCAGGACAAGUUGUGUACGAUCCCGAAUACUACAGAUGAUAAGGAACUACAGACUCAUCUAUAGAAAAAAACGUCAUGAUGAAUGAGAAUGAGCAAUAAUUUUUUGCUUUACUCAUUUCUCGAUCUUUUCUCUUCAGCUCGAAAACACUAUUAUUGUAGUUGAAAACCUGGGAGAUGAUAACCUUCAAGUUCAAACGUGCCUCCACGUCCGCCUGCUGAUUUGUGGAGUGAAUGAUUGUAAACUACAGUUUAUUUUUAUUUUUUGCACAGGAUAGACCCUGCGAUGCAGUUGUACAGUGUCUACCCCUCAGACCCGGGGGCGACAUGUCGGAGAACCAUGCCUAUCAAAUGCAAAUAUGUCUGGGUCUGGAAUGUUGCCGGGUUUGUCAUGUGUAUUUUGCUUGACCCACGAUGUCUGUAAUGCACGACCUAGCAUCACAGAUUUUUAGAGGGCUUCCUGAUGCCUACUCCGCAUGACAAAUGCCCUCCCCGCGUAGCACAAACGAGACUCCUCUUGUUGGUCAUGCAAUACAGAUUUUUUUUGGAGUCCAAAGUUAGUAUCGCAAGUUCCAACCUUCCAGACCCAGACAUUUUUGCAUUUGAUAAUGCCGCAAGAAGUGAGGGAAAACUUGUUGGACUUGCUGCGCUACGCAUUGCAAGACGGUCGUAAACCUGUAGUACUUGAGGUGCAUCAUAACUUUUGUCAGAAGGAAAAAUGGAAUUUGUCAUGCAUACUCAGAUUAUAG